Molecule: messenger RNA, 1519 nt
Organism: Oryzias latipes (Japanese medaka)
Lineage: Eukaryota; Metazoa; Chordata; Actinopteri; Beloniformes; Adrianichthyidae
Source: RefSeq, a predicted model, not a curated record
UUGCAGUCUCGCGAGAGUCUCCACAAGACACGGCACAUUCUACAUUGUGCGGUGUGGAUGCUAAGUUUUGCAACUUUCGUGUAAAAUCUUUUUAUUUUAUCUUCCUCUCGUAAACAGCGUCCUGGAACUGUCCUCAAAAUGAGUAUACUUGCAAAAAUAGCGGAGAUUGAAAAUGAGAAUCCAGAUCAGUCAACAGGAUGUGUAUAAAAAAACAAUAUGGCCAGAACUCAGAAGAACAAGGCCACAGCUCACCACUUGGGUCUGCUCAAAGCACGCCUUGCCAAACUGAGGAGGGAGCUCAUCACACCAAAAGGAGGCAGUGGGGGUGGAACCGGGGAAGGCUUUGAUGUCGCAAAGACAGGAGACGCUCGUGUCGGCUUUGUUGGUUUUCCUUCAGUCGGAAAGUCAACACUGCUGAGUAAUCUUGCAGGUGUUUAUUCUGAGGUUGCUGCCUAUGAGUUCACCACCCUUACAACAGUACCUGGUGUCAUUCGGUACAAAGGUGCCAAAAUUCAGCUUCUGGAUCUCCCAGGAAUCAUUGAGGGAGCCAAAGAUGGCAAGGGCAGAGGCAGACAGGUUAUUGCAGUGGCUCGAACCUGCAAUCUAAUCCUAAUAGUGCUGGAUGUGUUGAAGCCUCUUGUUCAUAAGAAGCUAAUAGAACACGAGCUGGAGGGCUUUGGAAUCCGACUUAACAAACAACCACCCAACAUCGGAUUCAAGAAGAAGGACAAAGGAGGCAUUAACUUUACCACCACAUGUCCACAAACUGAGCUCGAUUCUGAAACAGUUAAGAGCAUCCUGGCCGAAUACAAGAUCCAUAACGCGGAUAUCACUCUGCGUGCCGACUGCACCGCUGAUGACCUCAUCGAUGUGGUGGAGGGAAAUCGGGUCUACAUCCCGUGCAUUUAUGUCUUAAAUAAAAUUGACCAGAUCUCAAUUGAAGAGCUGGAUGUCAUUUACAAGGUCCCACACUGUGUCCCCAUCUCAGCCCACCACCGCUGGAAUUUUGAUGACCUGUUGGAGAAGAUGUGGGAUUACCUUAAGCUUGUGCGCAUCUACACCAAACCCAAAGGACAACUUCCCGAUUACACAUCUCCCGUCGUGCUCCCUGACGGACGAACCUCCGUUGAGGAUUUCUGCUUAAAGAUUCACAAAAACCUCAUCAAAGAGUUGAAGUAUGCACUUGUGUGGGGCGCCUCAGUGAAACACAACCCUCAAAAGGUGGGCAAGGACCACGUGAUGGAGGACGAAGACGUUAUUCAGCUGGUCAAAAAGUGAAAAGGGAUCUGAAGUCUCUGCAUGGCCUCUGCAUCACCUCGUCUUAAUGGCUUCACAGUGCAUCACCGACGUGUCCGUCAGGACACUUGUGUCGAUCCACAUUGUUUGGCUGAAUUUGAAAAAAAAGUAUUCUAUCAAAAAGCAAAUCUACAUUUCUUAACCAUAUGCAUAGUUCAUAUUGAAUAUUGGUUAAAACUGUAUAAAAACAAAUCCCAACAAUAAAAACAUAUUUGAUCAUUUA